AUAGGAAAUCCGCCCUUUUUCUCUGCACUCGACUGUUCGGCCUGGAUUAAACGAGGAAGCGGACGUUCUCAAAACAGGACGAAGCUAACCCAGCCCGCUAGGACGAGCAGCCACACUGAACACCUCCGCGGCCCCUUGACUUUCUCAGCAGACGACCGCCACAGGGCGCCGGUCCGCGGGUUACCGUCCACGCGGGACCCUCCCGUGGAUUCGGGGGCUUCUCGGGCCGACGAUGCCACUGGGACUCGCUAGUGACGCCUGAGCACUUCUCGGCUGCUCGCUCCUCAAGACUUGCUGCUGCUGGACUCUCGGCUCUCGGUGCUCUCUGGGAACGUGCACUAAGUCAGCUGGCUGCAGCUUGGUUUCCACAUUAUUUAACAUUUUCUACUCCGAGACGCGCAGGCUGCUUUCACUGGUGGCGUGGUGUCUCCCAGCGGACAUGUAAAAGACCUGCUGCUCUGCCUAUAAGCUGAUUGAGAUUCAGCAGCAUACCUGCCACCACCUAGGAUGCUUUCAAGUUCCCCGCUUUGCAGAACAAGCAGUCGGACGGGUUCAUUAUUAACUUUUCCAUUCUGCCAAACGGGGGAAAUAGCUCUGACCAUUUGGAGUAGCUCUCUUUUGGGGAUGGCUAUGCAAGGCGGGUCCCAGGACCCCUCCCAUGGUACGGGAGACGUGGGGGAGCUGGCACACACAUUAUCUAAAGAGACCCUCGCGUCCCCAGAUGCCUCUGAGUUGGGAAGUCCGCGAUGUACGCCAAACUUUGACCUCUUCAACAUGGUCGUGUCCUAUAAGAGAAUGGCUCUCUUUCUAGAACCAGCUGCAGAUGCAGUGGAGCUGAGCCGCUUCCUGCUCAGAUGGAAGAUGCCUGUGUGCUCUCUGUUUGUCUGUAUGUUCCUCAAUUGUUUCUUCUGCACCGUUAAUGAAGUGGGUUGGAUCACGGUGGGCGUGGUGGCGGUGGCGGCGCCUGCUGCCCUGGGCUACCUGCAGGACAGGUACGGGGGAAGAGCCUCAGAUUCCGAGCUCCACAAGAGGCGCUACCACGCUGUGCACCGCAGGGACCUGCUGACGGUGCAUCUCACCAAACAGGAAGCCAUGCUGGAAGUCAAAGACCUGUUGAAGCACCUGGAUGACAUGCUGUCCUCUGCCUGCCUGUUAGCAGAAACCUUUUACAAGGUCCUGUACUGGGACAAUCACACCAAGUCAUCAAGGUGCUACGGAGGGAUGUUAAUAUUUGCGUGCCUGCUCUACAUCGCCCCUCUGGGCUGGGUGCUCGCUGGGCUCAACAGUACCGUCUUCCUGUGGAACAGAGACUUCUGCAGAGUCUUGUUGGACCUUAGGAACAUGCUCCAGACGGGCCGGGCCAAAGCCUCGGAGGGCAAGUGUGAAGAGCAGGAACACGGCCACUCGUUGGACCAGACCCCCACACCGACUAGUCUGGAGGACCUGUCUCCUGGCAGCGUGGAGGAGGCUGAAGAGGCAGAGCCCGAUGACGAAUUUAAGGAUGCCAUUGAGAAACAUGCGGUGUCCCUGCAGGAGACCCCUUUGGUCCUAGUGGAGGAUGAUGACGGGCCUCUCGGAGCUCCUGAGUAUGACACCAUCUCUGAAAAUGGUCUUUUGAGCCGCAACGAACCAAUACGCAGCAAAGUGUCUAAACUGACGGAGAAACUGCGUAAACGCUACCCAACCACCAGCACAGGCAACUGUUCCAGCUGCAACGCCGUCUUCUCUGUGCUGAAGAAAAGGAGGAACUGCAGUAACUGUGGCAACAGCUUCUGUUCCCGUUGCUGUUCCUUCAAGGUGCUGAGAUCUUGCAUGGGGGCAACGGCUCCUGAGGCCCAGAGAGAGACCGUGUUUGUUUGUGCUGCCUGUAAUUCCUCUCUCAUCAAGUCAUGAAGAGAAGGCAGCUCAGUCCGGUCCGUCGGAGGCCGAUCGCUGUUCGCCCUCCUCACUGAAACACCCUCAAACAUGCCUUGGUUUUCAAAAGCAUUUGUCCUAAACUAAUGUCGUGUCUGGGACUUCUACUGUAAGAUGUUAAAUGUUUUCCUGUUUCAACUCUCAAUGAAGAACUGGACCUUUAUGAAUCUACCAGACUGGCUCCGCAGUUAAAGCACUUGUACCCUUUGCUGGGCAGAGGGAGGUGCACAAUGCGCAGGGUGGAGGCCAGGUCUGGGCUGGUGGGGUCGGUUUAAUCGGCCACCGAUGGGUUUUUACACGCUUUACACGCGCGGCAGUUUAACGGGACCUGCGUGUUGAACGCGAUGGCGGAAGCAGAAGCUGGCAGUCUGAAUUUGGUUUGUUCGGAUGAACAAAAUAAUGGAUGCACCACUAAAUGGAGCUCUUUGUUUUGCUUUGACACCGUGUGUGGGCUGGCCAGCUGACGUUGUUUACUGUCCUGUAAACCUGUAGCUGGUCAGUGAUGUCAUGUGAUUACUUUUGGGUUUGUCCAGGUCAUCAGUAACAAGCUUGAGGAGAUCCCAUGAGCGGAAUAGAUAUGACUAUGGCAGUAAACAAAAAUUGCAUGGCCUGCAAUGAAUAACCGUUUAGACAAGUAGUCCAGAUCGUGUUCAGCGGGACGCUGAAUGAGGCUUUUUCUACUUGGAAUGAUCAAAUAGGUCCUUCACCGUGGUUGUACUAUUUCCCUUUUGUCCGUUUUUGGAGUGAAUCAGUAGCCUAUAAGUCCGCUUCUCUUCUAACUGGAUGAAAGUCAACCCAACUGGAUUAAAGUUGAUUGAAUGGACUGAACAACCCGCUGAAAUCGUCAUCACAGCCUCACUCUCUUGCAAGCAGGACUUAAAAGAAUUGAUGUGGAGGCAUCGUACCUCAAAAUGUGGAUUUUAGCGGUUGUUUUCAACAUGAUUCAGACACGUAUGAUUGUAAUAGUUUGCUUUGCUUUUAUUGUAAUCCAAUAUAAACUAACUAUAAAUCGUUCAACUAUAUCUAAUAUAUUUAAUUUAAAACUCCAGAUGCAAGUUAUUAUUUGACCUAAAGAUCAAGUCUCUGUAUGAUGCCCUUAUUUAAUGAAUGCAAAAGCCACUGUUGAAAUAAACUCAUGGUCAAUGGUU
Molecule: messenger RNA, 3062 nt
Organism: Gasterosteus aculeatus aculeatus (three-spined stickleback)
Lineage: Eukaryota; Metazoa; Chordata; Actinopteri; Perciformes; Gasterosteidae
Gene: zfyve27
Product: zinc finger, FYVE domain containing 27
Biological process (GO): protein localization to plasma membrane; neuron projection development; neurotrophin TRK receptor signaling pathway
Cellular component (GO): endoplasmic reticulum tubular network; growth cone membrane
Molecular function (GO): metal ion binding
Source: RefSeq, a predicted model, not a curated record